GUGAACCACAAUGACCAUGAAGAAUUUCUUAGACGUUCAUUAACACCCUGGAUUUCAAAAUAUGAGUAGUCAUAACUGCGCAGCAUCACAUUCUCACCCCAUAUAGAGUAUAAUUCGUGUUGGAGACGACUUAGUUGAUAGAAGGUAUAUUGGUAACGCUAGCUACUAACGUUCGCAAACAAUGGCUAACUGUAUGGUGUUUCACACUCAAAUAGCCUCCAUCAUGGAGGUGCUAGCGAAUGCAGCCGUUGCAGAAAUCUGUAAACUCGUAGACGACGACUAUGCAGUGUUUCGUUUGGAAAUAACCCAAAGCCAGAAAGAAAACAGGACAUUACGGAGGAAACUACUGGAACUAAAGGUGGCACGGGAGCGCGCAGAGAGGACAAUGCCAGAACGCGUCCUCGCCAGUCGUCCCAGUAGUGUCAAGAUCCUCGACCGAUACAGAGGAAUGGCAAGAGGUGAAGGACAUCGCACUGGAGGCUACAGAAGCUUUGUUAAGCCAGUGGGACACAAUACAUGGAGAGAUGACCAACCAAUCACUGAUGAUGAGGAGAGUGGAACCUCAACCCAGCACAUUAUCAUGAUAGAGUCUGCAGAGGCUGCAGGUCCUGUGGUCAAGCUGGAGCAGUCUGAAGGAGAGGAGGACCCACGACACAGCACAGACAUCCAGACUGGAGCGGCUGGAGCGCCCCCUGUAGCUACGGAUGACCCCACCACUGCCCCAGCACAGCCCAGGACCCGACACAGCAUCACGGAGGAGAAGGAGGAGGGUCCAGAUGUGCUGCUGGUGAAGGAGGAGGGCCUGGGGAACCCUGAGGAGACCAUGGUCAUGGAGGACAACCAGACAACUCCUCCUGAACCCAAAGAGGAACCAGCUGAGCUGUACAGGACCACACACAAUCUCACUGAGUCAGUAGACAUGGAGGAUGGGAAGCCUGAUCUGCUGCUAGUCAAAGAGGAGACAAUAGAGGACAGACCAGAGAGCAUUGAUCUGCUGAGUGCACUAAAGAUUGGGGAGCAAGGUGGUUGGCUGGAGGCUAACAGAGGAGACUGGACAACAAUUUUGGAUUCCCAGACCCAGACUGGUGCAGCCAAGAGCCCAGGGGACAACGUCACUGAGCAGGCCAGGACCAGAAGCGACAUAGUGGAGGUCAGUGGUUGGGACAGCAUCCUCAACUCUGGGCUGGGGAACAACACUGUUAACCACAACCAUAAACAGACAGUCGAACACAAAACAAUCACCGAACUUGACAACAGUGCGAGGUGUAGAUUUGGUCCACGGGGACUGGUAGGUAUCCAUAUGCGGCAGGAGAGAACACAGACAGACUCUGCAAACGAUGCUCCGUCCUGCUCCUAUAGUUGUGAUUCAGAGAGACUGAUGGCGCCUCAGGUUGACCUCCUAACGGGUGCUUCCUUCAGCAUACCUUCUAUAGGAUCUAUCAACUGGAACAUGGAAUCUGCGACAACACAGACCCUCCCUGGCCUUCGUCCUCCUCACACUCUCCUAAUGUUAAACCAGACCUCAGACAAAGCCAGUGCUUCAACACUAAAUGGCUACACAAGCCCAUUGACAAAUGAAAGUAGUAGUGAUGCUAUCAGUAGGUCCGGUGGCAAAGAGAAGCUCUUCCCAUGUUCGUUCUGUGGGAAAGCCUUCAGUUUCUGCAAACAGGUGAUCCAUCAGAGGGUGCACACGGGGGAGAAACCAUUCGGCUGCCACCUGUGCCAGGCCAGUUUUUCACAAUCGUCCAGCCUGAACAGGCACCAGAGAGUCCACACGGGGGAGAAAUCCUACAGCUGCCCCCAAUGUGAGAAGAGAUUCUCCCGCCAGCACCAGCUGAAGAUGCACCUCAAGGUCCACACGGGAGAAAGGCCAUUCGCCUGUACUCAGUGUGGGAAGAGGUUCUCGGAGAGGAGAUACCUCAAGAUGCACCAGCAGAAAAAACAUUCCACUAUAACAUAGAAAGUAACCAUUCCACUUGAUAGCUUCUGACGUUUAGAUCAAACCCUGCAUUACAGGUAGACGCAGCAAGAUGACAUAGAUGCAGCCAGUAAACAGUAGUUGUGGGUCAAUCGUUGAAGUGCAAGGCCCAUACAUUGUGUGAUAUAUAAGGCAUGUAAUACAAUAUUGUGUUACAGCCUGAAUUUAAGAUGUAUUUAAUUUAUAUUUUUUUGUCACUCGCCUACACAAUACCCCGUAAUGUCAAAGUGGAAUUAUGUUCUUCAAAAGUUUUACAAAUGAAAAGCUGAAAUAUCUUGAGUCAAAAAGUAUUCAAACCCUUUGUUAUGACAAGAUUAAAUAAAUUCAGAAGUACAAAUGUGCUUAACAAGUCACAUAAUAAGUUGCAUAGACUCUGUGUGCAAUAAUAGUGUUUAACUUGAUUUGUGAAUGACUACCUCAUCGCUGUACCCCACACAUACAAUUAUCUGUAAGGUCCCUUAAUCAAGAAGUGAAUUUCAGACACAGAUUAAACCACAAAGACAAGGGAGGUUUUUCAAUGCCUCACAAAGAAGGGCCCCUAUUGGUAGAUGGGUAAAAAUGAAAAAAGCAGACAUUGAAUAUCCCUUUCAUUACACUUUGGAUGGUGUAUCAAUACAUCCAGUCACAACAAAGAUACAGACGGCCUUCCUAACUCAGUUGCUGGAGAGGAAGGAAACCACUCAGGGAUUUAAAACGGUUACAGAGUUUAAUGGCUGUGAUAGGAGAACACUGAUACAACAACAUUGUAGUUACUUCACAAUACUAACCUAAUUGACAGAGUGAAAAGAAGGAAGCCUGUACAGAAUAAACAUAUUCCAAAACAUGCAUAAUGUUUGCAACAAGGCACUAAAGUAAUACUGCAAGAAAUGUGGCAAAGCAAUUCACUUUUUGUCCUGAAUACCAGUGGUGGAAAAAGUUUCCAAUUGUUAUACUUGAAUAAACUAUAGAUACCUUAAUAGAAAGUUACUCAAGUAAAAUACUACUUGAGUAAAAGUAUUUGGUUCUAAAUAUACUUACCUAUCAAAAGUAAAUGUGUAAAUCAUUCCUUAUAUUCCUUAUAUUAUUCCUUAUAUUAAGCAAAGCACACAGCACCAUUUCCCUGAUUUUGAAAAUGUAUGAAUAGCCAGGGGCAAACUUCAACAUGAUUUAUUAACGAUGCAUUUGCCUUCAGUGAGUCCGCCAGAUCAGAGGCAGUAGGGAUGACCAUGUAUUAUCUUGAUAAGUGUGUGAAUUGGACCAUCUUCAUGUCCUGCUCAUCAUUUAAAACAUAACGAUUACUUUUGGGUGUCAAGGAAAAUGUAGGGAGUAAAAAGUACAUGAUUUUCUUUACGAAUGUAGUGAAGUAAAUGUAAAAGUUGUCAAAAAUAUAAAUAGUAAAGUACAAAUACCCCCCAAAACUGCUUAAGUAGUACUUCAAACUAUUUCUACUUAUUAAGUACUUUACGCUACUGCUGAAUACAAAGUGUUAUGUUUGGGGUGAUGGGGUUCACCUUGGGGUCAUGAUAGGGGCUGCACCAAAUGAUUGAUGUAUUAUAAUAAUUGAUUAUGCUUAUGUUGUAUUAAUAGAAGGGGAGGGCUAUAAGACCCCUCCACUACACAUGUAGGGUCUUGGAAUACAGAUUAGCAAUAUAUAUGCAUUAUAAGGUUUAAUAUUGUUCCACGGUUCUUUUCUAGUCUCUGCUUCUUAUAAGAAGCUGUCUGAGAGAUGUGUGAGUUAUUGCAGUCAAAACAGGGUGUCUGUGAGAAAGCGCCUCAAGACUAAAAGAGAUUCAUAGACACAGAACCCUGCAGGGUAGUGAAUGGGAUAAGACUAGUCAGACAUACCACUAUAAAGCAACUGGAGGAGUGGACAAUUACUGCUGAGCCCUUAGAAAACACUGGAACUAUUGUCUCUCCUGCAGGUUUGUAUAACUGUGUAUGCAUGGGCUUGGUCUCAUGAGUUGAAGGUGUUGACGUAGGCAGUUACAUCACGAGAGGUUGACUGUAAGAGUAUUAAAGCAACUUGGACCCUUUCCUAUUUUGCAGAACUUACUCGGAAACAUGCAUGCUAUGUUCCCGUUGUCAACUUCUGUCUGCAAUUGCAUUAAUAAAGGUUUUUGAUUGAUUUACUUAAAGAUACUGUCUGAUUGCUAAUUUCACCAAUAAGCAAAUAAUUGACAAGGAACCUACCCCAACAUUGGUUGGAGGAGAUUCUACACCAUGGUGCCGGAGCUCCAAAAUAAACAAGGUAAGCAGACAUCUGUUUAAUCUAAGUCUGUAAUUAAUUGGCAUUCACUGGUGUGGUUUCCCUCUAACAAGUAAGUGGCACCUCACUCACUCUAAAAUAUAUACAUACACUUUGAAUAUGACGUAGUCGAAUUCUAGAUUGGAGAAAUUACAUAACGGGCUAUUGGUGAAAUGCGUGAUGUCAAUAUAUGAUGAAUAAAAUUAAUGAUUGAUGAUUUUAAUUUUUAGUUCGGGUGGUAAUGCAGCGACCAUUACUGAAUAAUAGUUAUUUUAUUUUGGAGAGGUGGUUCAGUGACAAUUACCCAAUACUAGUUAUUUUGGUUUUGAAGAGGUGGUUCAGCGAUCAUCAUCUAUUUUAUUUUAUUUCGGGUAGUAAUGCAGCGACCAUUACUGAAUAUAAGUUAUUUUUUAUUUUGUAGAGGUAAUUCAGCGACAAUUACCCAGGCCACCUUGACCUAUGGGAGGGUGGUUUAUUUUUUAUUUUUGUAGAGGUAAUUCUAUGUGAAAUUUACCCAGUGAAUGUUGAGUUGUUUAUGAAUAGUGCGUUGUAUGUUUCAUUUGUUUGUUUGUCUGUGGAUUAUGGCGGGGUUUUUGGGUAAUAAAAGGUCAUUUGAAUAAAAGGCUGAACAUAUUUGUUAGUGACACUUUCUUACCAUAUGACAGUAUAAAAACCCCUUAGUAUAUCAAUAAAAAUAUUACAUGGAAGUCCUGAAGAUAUUUUCAUUGAAAAUAACUUUGUGACGCUAUCACUAGGGAGCACUGGUGUAUAACAUAUUACUGUUACGCUACACCCUUAAGAUAGACUUUAAUUUCUAAUAUUAUAUCCUGCGGUUGUCUCUGUGAGGCCCGUGUGUGAAAUAUAUUUGAGUUUAGUAGAACCAUUUACUAUAGCCUGGAUUAAGUGAAAGUAGAAUUAGGAUUACAGUAUCAUCCACUGUUGUUUAACACAUACUGCAAGGAGAUAGAGAAGAAUUUAUAUAGGCAUAUGUCUACAUAUUACACCCACUUUAGGAUAACCCUAUAGAAAUUGGGAAAACACAUUACAUGCAGACUAUCUAAAUAAAAAGCAGGAGCACCAUGGCACAGUCAAACCAGAAUGAGGAGAUGGGAGCAAUGAAGCCUGUCACGCCUGUUGAAUAUAUGCAAAAGGAAGUUUCCCGCUGUGGAAUUUACAUUCACUUUUAACCUCUCUAGGGGGUGUGGGAUGCUAUCGUCCCACCUGGCCAACAUCCAGUGAAAUUGCAGAGCUCCAAAUUUCAAAAACAGUAAUACUCAUUAUAAAAAUUAAUGUAACAUACAAGUGUUAUACAUCGGUUUAAAGAUGGACUUCUUGUUAAUCCAACCAAGGUGUCAGAUUUAAAAAAAACUUUAUGGUGAAAGCAAACCAUGCGAUUAUCUGAGAACAGCACCCAGCAGACAAUUCAUUACAAACAGUAACCAGCCAAGUAGACGAGUAACAAAACUCAGAAAUGGCGAUAAAAUUAAUCACUUACCUUUGAUCUUCAUAUGGUUACACUCACAAAACUUCCAGUUACCCAAUACAUGUCAAACAAUGUUUAUAAUAAAUCCUCAGGUUGUUUUUGUCAAAAAUAAUCCAUCAUAUUUCAACCGGACAAAAGCUUCGUCAAUAGAAAAGGAGCAACAAGAAAGGUGCGCUCCCAGUCACACGCUGGACUCAUGUCUCGAAAUUUCCACUGUCCUCUCAUUUAAAGUGCUGUUUCUCUCUCAUUUUUCAGUGUAAAAGCCUGAAACAAUGCCUAAAGACUGGCCACAUGUAGUGGAAGCCAUAGAUAUCGUGAACUAGGUUAUAAGUCUUUGUAUGGUGGAUAGGCUUUCAAUGGAAAAACAGGCAUUUCAAAAUAAUAGCACUUCCUGGAUGGAUUUUCCUCAGGUUUUCGCCUGCCAUAUCAGUUCUGUUAUACUCGCAGACAUUAUUUUAACAGUUUUGGAAACGUUAGUGUUUUCUAUCCAAAUCUACCAAUUAUAUGCAUAUCCUAGCUUCUGGACCUGAGUAGCAGGCAGUUUACUUUGGGCAUGCUUUUCAUCCAAAAUUCCGAAUGCUGCCCCCUAACCCUAAUGAGAUUAAGAAAUGGCAUGUCGGAACAGAGAUGGCAGGAGAAAAUAGAUAUCCAAUGGAUGGUUCAUUCAACAAGACUAGGUUGGAUUUAGUCAAGGAGAUAAUUCAGACAAGAAAAAUUGACAAAACGAAGGGGAAGAAGAAAAGUCCUCUUGUAUCAGAAACUGUGAUAGGAAUGAUGAUGCUGGAAGGACAGAUCUUCAUGAACAAGGCUACCGUGACCAAACUAAAGCUGGAGAGAACAAUUAGAGUGCGGGAGGGAAAGAAAUGAGUCUUGACAGAGGCAGAACAGGAGUACUCCCCACCUCCCUGCGCCGUGUGAAUAUCAACCCAAAGGACCCCCGGGUGACUAUACACAGAUCUACCCUCUCAUACCACUGACAGAAGAAAAUGGAGAAGCAACCGCAAUUAUCCUCAAGGGGACUCUGAUGAGGGAGGUGGAUGACACAACAGCAGCAACAAAGCGGCAUGAGAACAACAGUUCCUGGAGAGAAUUUCCCUCGACACCCCAACUCACUCCACAAAAAGGAACAGACUGGAAGACCCUAGACAUAUGGCCGCCUGUAUAAAACAAACUAACUACUGUAAUAUUAAUGUGUAAACAUACUGAAUUAUAAUUGGAUGCAUUUUACCACCGUAUCAUAGUGUGCUAUGAUUGGUUAAGACCAACCAGAUGGUUAGGUCAUGGCAGUUGAUCAUGGUUGGAGAUACGUGAACAUGCAAGUUAUAGCUAGCUAAUAAAGAGCUACGUUAAGAAAUAUCCUGUAGGACUGCAUUUUAUUAUUUUGUACAAAGCGUGCAAAACAAGACAACUACUAAAGAAGUUCAAGAAAAGUACAGUACAGAGAAAGGGAAGAAAGAAAGAAGAUAAAUACAAUAAGUUGUAUACAUUUCGAGAAGAGAAAGAGAGAGUUGAAGAUCUGCAGAUGCUAAUUGCUGAUAAGAUUAAAGAGACAAUGGACAUAGAUGAUGAGGACGAAAGUAAAAAGCGAAAAGAGUAGGUGGGCCCGACAGAGCCCCUCGUGACUGGAACAACACUCAAUGUUGGACCUGUGGGCAGUUGGGGCAUGUGAGUUCGCAGUGUGGGGGAAAUGAAAGAGGAAGAGGUUACAACAGGGGCAGAGUAAACUUUGAGCCUGAAAGAGGAAACUUUGCUAAUGACAUAGGACAGCCAUAGCCAAUGUGAGAUCAGAACACCGCAACAGUUCUUAUUUCCCUCAGAAUCAACAAUGAAGGCGCCCGACUCACCUGCUCCAGUGUCCCCAGUAUGAAUUCAAUGAUGGAAGAGCCAAUGGUUACUCUUAAUGUUAAUAAUGGAUAUGACCUACUAUUUCUAAUAGACACUAGAGCUCACUGUUCCUGUUUAGGUAAACCUGGACAAGUUGUUGGGGCUUCCCUGAGCAAAUCAUCAGUAACAAUAACAGGGACAUUGGGACAGCUCGGGAAUGUGUACUGGACAAAGACUUGUUUGAUGAACCUCUGCUUGACUCUGACAUGGUGCUGUUCGUUGAUGGUUCUGCUUACAUAGAUCAAAGCACAGGGAAGAAACAUGUAGGAUUUGCUGUAGUAGAUGUGGAAGGUGAUAUUGAGGUUAUACAGCCCCUAUCAGAACAUUUAUCCACGCACCAGGCAGAUUUAUUAGCUCUGAACACAGCUGGUGAAUUAGGGGAAAGGAAGGUCCUUACUGUCUACUCAGACUCAGCAUAUGCUAUUGGGGUUUGUCUGUCCUGGUGUGGGAUUUGGAGAGCAGGAGGGUAUACUUAUACCACAGGCACACUGAUUAAAAACAGACCUUUUGUUGAACAGUUGAUUGAAACUAUGUGAAAACCUAACAAAUUGGCUAUUGUUAAGGUUGAGGAGUGAUUAUGUUAGUAUUGGUAACAGCAUAGCUAAUGAGGCGGCCAAAUUGGCUGCUUCCCGCUGUCUCACACACGCAUUCUAUUUUUAGUCGUUUGUGUCAUCUGAAGCUACUGAUCUUGAGAAACAGCAGCAGGCUGAUAUUCUUAAUCACCAUGUGUGGAGGGAGAGAGGGUGUGCUCUCUGUCCUAGGUCUGGCUUAUGGCUACAUCUUUUGUCUGGCAUGCCCUGUUUACCAUCAACCAUGAUCUCUACUAUUUGCUGAUUGGCUCAUGGAGUGAGCCAUUCAUCAAGGGGGGAUAUGGAGGAGAAGAUUUAGGAGGAGAAGAUUUCAGAUAUGGAGGAGGAGAAGAUUUCGGCCCAAUGGUUUUGUCAAAAUUUGAAUCUGCACGUAAAAAACAGUUCAUUUAUCGUUGCACGACAUGUUUGUUAUAUAACAUAGACAAGGGAACUCCACUGCAACCAGGGAAGUUCUCCACUCCAAAAGGACCAUUUGUCCACCUUGCUAUGGAUUUCAUAGACAUUGUAGAGCGAAAAGAAAGAAAUAGAUACUGCCUGGUGAUAAUUGACAGGUUCACCAGGUGGGUGGAAGCAUUUCCCACCACCAACUGCGAUGCGUGAACAGUUGCAAAAUUGCUAGUCAGGGAAAUUAUACUCCGGUUCGGCGUGCCUGAGGUUUUGUCUGCAGACAAUUGGACCCAUCUCAUAGGAGAUAUGGUUGCCCAAGUGGCCAAAAUGAUAGCUGUUGACCAGAAGUUUGUGUCCAUCUAUCACUCGCGGAGUAACGGGAGUUACUGAGGGCUAAUUAGACCCUGAAAGGCUCCCUUGCCAAACAGCCAUUCAGGUGAUGAAUGACAUGGGUAGAGGGAUUGCACAUUGUCCUCAUGAAAAUGCACAGCAGCCUUAACAAAGGUGUUGAGUGUACACCUUACGAGAUGUUAACAAGAUGACCCAUGAACACACCAGGUGUGCGAGACCUAUGACUGACUGACAGACAACUGAGGCACAGUGUGAUCACAUUGAGUACAUGAAAGAACUAACUUCUAUUGUCAGUUUUCUCCACUCUCACACUAUGAAAGCAGCAGAACCAAUCACAGGUGAGGAUCCAGAUGCUCUGAUCAUCUCCGUAGGAAACUGGGUGAAAAAAGAAAAUGGAACCAGCCAAGAUGGAUGGGACCCUUCCAGGUGACCAUGGCAACACCAACUGCAAUCCGGGUAGCGGAGAGGUCUGGCUGGCAUCAUAUCUCCCAAGCUGGAUGCCAUUGAUGAGCGACUAGAGGGAGGGAGAGCAGGGCCCCGAGAAUGGUACAUUUCUGGUUUCUCUUAAUCCUAUUGUCUAUCUCUUCUCAGGUGGAAUGGGAGUAUAGACAGACUCACCCAACCAGCAUUCCAGGAACCUCAGGAGUAGUUUCCUCCCUGUAGCAGGCCAUCCCUGGGAUCAAAUGGAUCUGGGGGAUUUGCCUAAUCUGUUUGAUUUGAGAGGAGAAUAUUAUGAUUGAAGCUGUGAGACUAAUUAGUCUCAAAAGGGGGAAAUUAUGGGGUUCACCUUGGGGUCAUGAUAGGGGCUGCACCAAAUGAUUGAUGUAUUAUAAUAAUUGAUUAUGUUGUAUCAAUAGAAGGGAAAGGCUAUACGACCCCUCCCCCACUACAUUUAUAGGGUCUUGGAAUACAGAUUAGCAAUAUAUAUGCAUUAUAAGGUUUAAUAUUGUUCCACGGUUCUUUUCUAGUCUCUGCUUCUUAUAAGAAACAGUCUGACAGAUGUGUGAGUUAUUGCAGUCAAAACAGGGUGUCUGUGAGAAAGCGCCUCAAGACUAAAAGAGAUUCAUAAAUGCAGAACCCUUCAGGGUAGUGAAUGGGAUAAGAGACUAGUCAGACAUACCACUAUAAAGCAACUGGAGGAGUGGACAAUUACUGCUGAGCCCUUAGAAAACACUGGAACUAUUGUCUCUCCUGCAGGUUUGUAUAACUGUAUAUGCAUGGGCUUGGUCUCAUGAGUAGAAGGUGUUGACGUAGGCAGUUACAUCACUAGGGGUUGACUGUGAGAGUAUUAAAGCAACUUGGACCCUUUCCUAUUUUGCAGAACUUUUUCGGAAACAUGUGUGCUAUGUUCCCGUUGUCAACUUCUGUCUGCAAUUGCAUUAAUAAAGGUUUUUGAUGGAUUUACUUAAA
Messenger RNA from Oncorhynchus masou masou (cherry salmon), 10307 nucleotides. RefSeq names its product Wilms tumor protein homolog. The transcript is spliced from 6 exons. The record is from RefSeq and is a predicted model, not a curated record. Lineage: Eukaryota; Metazoa; Chordata; Actinopteri; Salmoniformes; Salmonidae. Gene Ontology annotation, biological process: regulation of transcription by RNA polymerase II. Bases 182 to 1960 code for a protein of 592 amino acids. Gene Ontology annotation, molecular function: DNA-binding transcription factor activity; RNA polymerase II cis-regulatory region sequence-specific DNA binding.